UUUUCAUUCUUAUUAAUUGUCGUUCGUUUACUGUUUAGUUUUAGUGUACAAUACCAUACAUCGCUGAAUAAAGUUUUCCAAAUUUUGAUAAUUUAGAUAAUAAAUAAUGGAAAUUACAUAGCUACUAGUCUUCUAUUACAUGUACAAACGUCAAAUAUUAUGACGUUUAUUUUCAAUAUUUGAUGUGUACAAAACAAAUAUUAAUCUAAAAUUUUUAAGUUAUACCAGACUGUCAGACUACAAAAAUAAUAACAGACAAUAAUUAUUUAAAACAAAAUGUAUCCAACGCCGUGGACUACUUCAGUUCCACCGCCUACAUCUAUUAAGCCUAUAGUUAACAGUUAUGAAAACAAUAUGCAGACUUAUCCAUUUUUUGGUGCAAAUACUAUGCAAAAUAUUUCUAUGAAUCAACCACUUCAACCAAAUGCAAUAGAUCCUGCUAUGGUGCAAAAAUGGCAAGAAUGGAAAAGAUGGGAGGUAUGGCAACAACAAUUUCAACAAUGGCAACAACAGACUGGACAAAUUUCUUCUGCAACCACACAACCAGUGCCUCCUCCAAUGCCUCCAAGUCAAUCAUUACCACCGUCACAACCCCCUCCAAUCGCAUUUCAAAAUCAACACUAUUCUUAUCAUCAACCAGGACCACCCUUACCACUAUCUAAUCAAUCUCAACAAAACACAAUAAAUAAUGAAGUUGGAAUGAAACGAGGAUUAGAACCUGAAUUUCAAAGUGAAAAAAAAAUAAAAAUUGAUAUAGGCAACAAUAAAAAAGAAAUUGAAUUAAGUGAUGAAACUGAAGCUUUAUUUGAGGAACAGUUUAAAUCAUGGGAAGAACAAUUUCUUAAGUGGAAAGAACAAAAUAAAAACCAUCCAGAUAAAGUUCAGUAUUUAGAGUAUGAAAAAAAAUGGAUAAAUUGGCGUGAUCAUUUAAAACAGAAGUGUGAAGUAUUAAAAAAAAAGAGGGAACUAAAAUUAAUUGAAAAGAAGAAAGAAGCUAUUCAAGUGGAAGAAAAUAAAUUACUACCCCAGCAAAUAUUAGGUUACAAUCCCAUGAUGUCAAAUGUUUCAAAUUUAACUAAUGAACCACCUCCAGGACCACCACCUCCAUUACAUCAAUCACAUAAUAAUUUAACACCACCUUCAAAAUCUGAAAAUCAAAUACCUGGAUUGGAUUUAGCUAGUAAUAAUGAAAAUUCAUCAAAGGGAUUUCUAAAUGUAUCAAGAAUUCUUCCACAAAAUCAAAUUAGACCAAUUCAAACACCAGAUGACAAGCCAUUUAAUUUUCCAAAAAGUAUUAUAAACCUUUCAACAUUAAACUCACAUCCAAUUAAUAUAUCUCAUGACAAAAUGAAUCAACCACCUAUAUCUAUGUACCAGAAUUCUUCUAAUUGGUCAAAGUAUAAUAAUCCUGGGACGUAUCAUAAUCAAUUACCACCAGAUGUUGAUAACAGCUCAAUAUCUAGCUUUAGUCAACAAACUGAUGUUGAUUCUCGACUACCAUAUGAUGGAGAUAAGCCUAAUUCAAAUUAUAAUAGUUCACAAAAUUCAUCUAGUAUUAAUUAUAGAAGACCAUUAUUGGAAGGAUCCUAUAAUAAACUAUCAAGCGAAACUAGUACACUGUGUAAUAAGCUCCCUGAUGAUCAAUCAUAUAACAGAAAUUUUAACUCACCAUCAAGUAACUUCCACGGUUAUAACCAAACAAAGGGAAAUGUCUCCGACUUUAACAAUUUCAGCAGAUUGCCAGAAAAAUCUAACACUCCUUAUCAACAAUCAAAACCAUGUUUGAACACAACACCUUCAAAGCCACCUUCUUUGUUGAGCCUGAACUUAGUUAAACCCAUUUCAUUAGAUAACACAGGAAACUUCUUGGAAACCAAGAAUGAUGCACCAGAUAGAUAUGAAAGAAACUGGAAUAUUGCUGACGAAGAAGAUGAUCCAGAAAAUGAAUAUAUGGAGGCACAUAAAAAAUUUAGUUCAGAACCAUUUGAUGAUCAACAUGAUGAAGAUGAACAGUUUUCAAAUAAACAACACAGAAAUAUGUAUAAUGAAAAUCAUUAUUCUAGAGAAAAAUCAGAUACAAAACAUUUUAAUAAUGAUUACUUACGUCAAUCAAGAGAAUCCCAAAUCAUGAGAAAUACUGAAAAUAAAUAUAUCCUACCAAAUUCCCAAUUUUCUAGGAAUAUUAAUCAAAGUUAUUCUCAAGAAAUGCCAACAUUAAAAAAUAAUGAAGAUGAUUACUUUAAAACUCAAAAUAAUACAAGAAAUACAGAUCAAAGAUUUUCCACGGGAACAUCACUUUCAAAUAAUAAUGUUGAAGAGUAUUCAAAUAAACCCAUUAUUGAUGAAAAUAAUUUUGUUUCGCAAAAAGGUAAUUAUGAACUAAAUAAAAGUGGGCCACCUUCAAGAGAAAAUUAUGAAUCAUCUCAAGAUAGGCCUCUCUCAAUAGGAAAUUUUGAAUCAUCUAGAGGUGGACUGUCCUCAAGAGGCAAUUUUGACUCCUUUAGAGGUAGGCCAUCCUCAAGAGGAAAUUAUGACUCAUUUAGAGGUGGGCCGCCUUCAAGAGGUAAUUAUAAUUCUUCUAGAGGGGUACCUUUCUCAAGGGGAAAUUUUAAUUCAUUCAGAGAUGGACCACUUUCAAGAGGACAUUUCGGUAACAAUACCAAUAAACCCAAUAUAGAAUGGGAUGACAACUAUACUAAAAGUGAAGAACCAAUUAAAGAUUUAAUAGUUCCACUUCCUACUACAAAGCAACUAUAUGAAGAAGCACAGCCAAUCGAUCCAGUUAAAAUAUUUGAUUAUCGACAUUUACCUACAUUAAAAGUAAUUCCAGGGUUAUCAAUGGAAACUGUGGUUCCCAUUAGAAUUUAUGAUUAUAAACAUGGAGGUAAACGCAUACUACCAUGGCAAGAUAGAGGUUAUAGCAGAAGAAAUUCAAAUCGUACAAGGGAUUUAAUUGAACAAGAAGAUUCUAUCCAAGAUCAUACUGAUGAUGAUUUAAAUAAAAAUAAAGAAACAUUAGUUAUGAACCCAACAGUGAGCGUAAAUGAUAUUUCUUCAGAUAAAGUAGAAUCAAAUGUUGAUAAUAAAAAAGAUGAUGAAAUUAUUGAAGAAACAUCUAUUACAAUAGAUACUACAACAAUUUUGGAUGAUGAGGAGGAUAAGGAAAAAGAACUGCAGCCUAAUAUUGAAAUUAUUGAUAUAUGUGCGCCAUCUCCACCUAAAGUGUCUAAGGUCAAUGAAAUAGAAAAAUCAUCUAAUCGACAGUUAUUAACCAUUGAGACAUUAUUAUGUCCACCUGGUCGACUUAAUAGACCAUCUAAAAUAGUUAUAAUACUAAGAGGUUUACCUGGCUCAGGAAAAUCACACGUUGCAAAACUAAUCAAAGAGAAAGAACUAGCAAUGGGAGGUCAAGCUCCUAGAAUAUUAUCAUUAGAUGAUUAUUUCAUGACAGAAGUUACAAAAAUUGAAAUUGAUCCAGAAACCAAUAAAAAAGUAGAAAGAAAGGUUAUGGAAUAUGAACAUGAUUCUGCCAAUGAAAAUUUAUACCGAACGUCCUUUAUAAAAGCAUUUAAAAAAAAAAUUUUGGAAAAUUAUUUUUCAUUUUAUAUUAUUGAUGCCAUUAAUAAUAAAGUGUCAUAUUAUAAAGAAAUAAUAGAGAUUUCCCGAAUGAAUGGGUUUACUGUCUAUAUUAUUGAAUUAGAAUCUGAUAUUGAUUUGUGUAUCAAACAUAAUAUUCAUAAUAGAACAGCUCAUGAUAUUAAUAGUAUAAUGAGAUCUUGGGUUAAAACACCUUCUGAUCAAAUACUGUUGGAUAUAAGGUCAUUACUUUCACCUUCAGAAAACGAGAUGGAAAUGGAAGAUGUCUCAGAUAUUGAAAUGGAAGUGGAUAAAGGCGAUGAGGCCAUUGACGACAGAAGUUCUGAAGAAAAUAGAAAUAUUGAAUUUGAAGAAGAGGACGUCAUGAAAUUAUUGUCUUGCAAAUGGACUGAUACUAUUCCACAAGAAGAAAAGAUGAAAAGAUUGGAUGGUCUAUGCAAGAAAAAACCAGAAAGCUCAAUUAAAGAAUGGCUGCAAAUACCUGAAGAUAAUGAUUCCGUUAGUGAACUAGUAGUCGUAAAUGAUGGAAAAAAAAGGGUUCGUUGGGCUGAUAUGGAAGAACGGCGCGAACAGGAAAAAAUGCGUGCUAUAGGCUUUGUUGUUGGGCAAACAGAUUGGAAUCGGAUGUUAGGCCGGGAUCAAGGUGAAAGCAAGUUAACACAAACAAAAUAUAUAUAAUCAAUUCAUUAUGUAAAUAUUUUAAUGUGUUUAACUUUUUAAACAAAAUUUAUUUUUAUUAUUUUUAAAUGUAUGUAUUUUAUUGUUUAUAACUAAAAAAAAAAUUAUUUAAGACCUAAUUGUAUGCCUUUGUUAAACUACUUUUAUUUGGUAUACUGAAUACAAUAGUAUAUAUAAAAAUAUAUAUUACAUACUUUAUAUUAUAUUCGUUUGAGUUGUAACAAUACUAUAAAAUAAAGAAAUCAAGAAAUCAAACAAUGGAUUAAAUUUAAUCACCUUAUAACUUAACACCAUUUUUUGUUUUGUUUCAGAAAAAGAUUAUUGAAAAAUAUUUGGGACCAGACGAGUUCAAAGCUUGUCGCUGGGUGAAUAAGAUAAUCUUGACGGACUUUCGAACAUCUCCAGCACAAUAACUACAUAUUAUUUUUAUGCGUUACACUUGCGCAGGUGUAUGCAAUUUUAAGAGUCAACAGCCAUGACUGUAAAGUAUGCCGAACGGUGUCUUCUCAAUUAUGUUCCCAAUUAUAAUAAUAGUCUUAUUAUAAACCGUUAGCUUUAUAUUUUUUUUCAGCUAAAUUUUAAUUGUACCGACUUAGUUUGUGAAUAUGUUUAUUUCUUGACAAUUUGUGUUAUUAUUAUUUAAGUAAAAAAAUAUUUCAUUUCGUAA
Molecule: messenger RNA, 4942 nt
Organism: Rhopalosiphum padi (bird cherry-oat aphid)
Lineage: Eukaryota; Metazoa; Arthropoda; Insecta; Hemiptera; Aphididae
Exons: 23
Coding region: 277-4275 (1332 amino acids)
Biological process (GO): regulation of telomere maintenance
Cellular component (GO): nucleus
Source: RefSeq, a predicted model, not a curated record